Aureobasidium uvarum is the source of this 2146-nucleotide messenger RNA. NCBI's taxonomy places the organism in Eukaryota, Fungi, Ascomycota, Dothideomycetes, Dothideales, Saccotheciaceae. The record is from the annotation of a GenBank genome assembly.
CAUACAGAAGGUCUUCGACACGAUGCGUAUCACACUCGCUAUCCAAGGCUUCGCCGCCCUGGCGGUGGCCAUGCCUGCCGCUCGUCCUCAGGAGAUUGAUGUCAACAUGGUCCUCGCCGCUCCCGAACCAGUGGCUUACGACCCUGCUGUCGGAGCUACAGCUCAGGUCGUAUCUUAUGACUUUACCUCCCUGGUUGCCCAGGCCACUGCUCCUGCCACCUCAGUUGCAAGUGACGUUGCUGCGACAGCCACUGCAAUCGAGAAGAGAGGAGCUGCUUGCACUUCUCUGGCCCCGGGAGCCUCUGGAGCUCCUCCUUACUCCCCUGACACUCCCGCUGCUUUUGCCUCCAACUCGGACUUCGCCUCGAUCGCUUCUAAUGCUCCGGUCCCUACCGGAUACACCAACACCUUCACUAAUGUCAAUGCUUCCAACAGUGCGCUGCUAAGUGCGNAUGCUAUUUACGGAUGUCUUUCUUUCAACUUGUACUUCGAGAGAGAUCCAUCAGUCGAUCCUGGCUCAGGUGCAUCUGGUUGCGAAAACCCUCCAUCAGUCACCUACAUCAAGUNNGUCUUCUGGGGAGGUCCGGUCUCCAAGGCCAACGCCAACAACUACGGACAAUACCGUAACCAGUUCCAAGUCUUGAUUGCUGGCUCUAAUGGUUACACCAACAACACUCUGGCUGCGCCGGCUGGUUACUCUGAUGCCAUCUACUAUGGCACCCACGCAAUCGACGCACCCCUUGAUGCUCAAGGCUACUCUACUUUCAUCACCAGCAAGAUUUUCAGCGGCCCCUUCGAUGCCAGACUUUGUGCUGCAGCCUGCGAUGCUCAGACUCAGUACGCCAUCAACAACCCUUCUGCCGAUGGAACUCCCGCCAAGCAGUGCCACUUCUUCAACACUUACAUCCUCAACUUGAAUGACAACAAGCACCCUCAAGGCCAGUACUGUACCCUCUAUACCGAGGCUUGGCCCUCAAAGUACGCCACUUCAACUGGAUCAUCAACCAGCAGUUACGGGUAUAUCAGCACCUCAGGCUCAGGCAUUGAUCCUACCAAGGGUGACAAGACUGGUGCCAUCUAUCAGGCUUCUGGCGAGAUGAAGUCCGACUCAGCUCAACUCAGCUCGGUCUUCCAGCCCUUCUGCUCUUCUUACCUUGCUUACUCGGCCGUCCCCGCCGUUACCAUCACCUCGACCACCACUGUUUCGCCUGUGGCUACCUCGACUGCAUACGCCACCUCGACCGCACCUGCCAUGCGCAAGCGUGAUGAUGGUGACGCUGACUCUUUCCCAGGUCUGACCACCAACUCGACCAACGCCGUUCCUGCCGUGUACGACUCCAACAAGAACGUUACCUGGUACCUUCCCAUCGAGUCCAUCGCUUCUGAGGCUGCCGCAAGCUCUACCGCAGCUCCUGCCAAGCGUGAUGUCUCGACUCCUUCUGUCUUGACCAAGUACCCUGCUACAGUCAUCUCUUCGGCUUGUUCUCUGCAAGUCAGCCAAGCCACUCUCGCCUCGACUGUGACUGUCAACGAGACUACCACUCUUGCUACUUCGACCACAAUCACCACGAUUAUGUCUACUAUCACCGCCAGUCCCUUGUCGACGAGCUCUUCUGCUUCGUCUUCCACUGCAAAGGCUUCCGCUACCGCCGCCGCAAACUUGAAACUCCGCAUCUCCUCUUCUGGCACCAGCGCUGAUGGCCAAGAGCUCGAGUUCGACUCUGCCACUUCCUCUUCAGGCUACUCGAAUGCUUACAUCAACUACUACACCUCGUCAAGCUUCUUCCACGGCUCGGCCAUUACUCCUGGCUUCGUCCUUGACCCCUCCACUGGAUACCUCAAGGACAAGAAAUACGGAUACAUCAUGGCUGUUUACAACAGUCCUCUCCCGAACCUUACUGGCCUCGCAUACACCGUCAUGUUCUUCCCGGCCAACAAGGUCAAGGCUAACGGAUAUAUUCCCGUUAUCUGCAGUGGUUCUUCCGUGCUGCAAUGCUCGGCCAAGAACUCUUGGGGCGCUGUCCUCGAUAAUGUGUUCAUUCACCCUCAGGUCGCUGUUACUGGUGACGUUUACUGGUCGCUGAGACUUGGUGAUGACAACUACCUUCCUCUGUUGGGAGAUGCUGCUGCUCAAAUCGGGUUCCAG